Molecule: messenger RNA, 3122 nt
Organism: Anguilla anguilla (European eel)
Lineage: Eukaryota; Metazoa; Chordata; Actinopteri; Anguilliformes; Anguillidae
Gene: znf451
Product: zinc finger protein 451
Exons: 13
Coding region: 225-2948 (907 amino acids)
Source: RefSeq, a predicted model, not a curated record
CUUGCAGCAAGUUUUUAUUGUAACUGCCAAACUACUACAUUAACAAUCUAAUCUUGUAUUUUGCUUAUAUAGGCAUUUUAAUAAGUCGCUAUCCAGUCGACGAUGUUUGGUCCUGUUGUUUACUAGUAGUCGCUGGCUAACGUCAAAGAGGGUUAUGAUAGCUACUUUCUUGGUUAGGGCCAUUUUCAAUCACAGCACCGGAUAGAACACAAUAGGCAUGGUUAAUGAUGGCCACCUCGCCUGUGACGGACGAGGAUGAAGUGGAGUUCGUUUCUGAAGGACCUCUGAGACCAGUGCUGGAAUACAUCGACUUGCUGAGCGAUGGGGAGAAUGAAGACUUUCCUGUUCACAGGACGGUCGAAGACCAGGUGGACAGGCAGAAGGCGAAGGUGGCGUCCACGCUCGACCGGCUGGCUCACCAAGUGGCCACCGAGAAGCAGGAGAGAGCCGAGAAGUGCCGAGCAUUCAAGGAGAAGAUCGUCUCCCAGCAAGCUCACGGGCGCCAGGAGCUGGCCUUCAACGCCAGCAGCGGCGAGACCCGCAGCGCCAAGCACUGCGUCGACAUGUGGCUAAAGAUGCCAGGGCCCAAACCCGGGGCCGUGCACACCGGAUGGAUGAAGCGGAGGCCCGCCCCCCCUCCCGACGGCUCCCGCCGGCCCUCCACGCACACCUGCCCCGUGGUCAACUGCGGCCGGACGUUCGACGGCGUCCCCCUGCUGGAGGGUCACCUGAAAAGGUUCGACCACUCGCCCUGCGACCCCGCCGUCACGCUGCGGGGGGGCCCGUCGGAGAUCUACGCCUGCGUCGCCUGCGGCAAGAGCUUCCAGACCAAAGCGGCCUGGCAGAACCACUACCGGUCCAAGCAUUCCUCCCCCAGCCAUGGGAGUGGCCUGUCCUUCCAGCUGAUCCAGUGCUUCGCCUGUCCCUGCUGCUGCCUGCUCUUCAACCUGAGGGACCAGUGUCUGCAGCACAUGGCAGCCCGUAACCACAUCAGCCAUGCCAUCAUUCUGAGCGAAAAGACGCCCCAGGCCCCUAUGCCCAUUCCAGUCCCGCGCUACGCCCAGAACCAGCUGAUCGCUCUCUGCAAGGAGGUGCCCUUCUGCGUCAGGUGCUCCUCCUGCAGGAGAACGCUGAGCUCACACAUGGAGGCCCGGGCACACUUCAGCGUGCAGUGCCGGCAGGGCGGGGCCGUGGCGGAGGCGGCGCAGACGGUGGCGGAGGUGCUGCGGGGGCUGUGCGCGUUCGGGCGCUGCUCGCGCUGCCGCCGGACCUUCCCGCGCGAGGCGGACGCCGCGGCCCACCAGAGCCAGACGCAGCACCGCGUCUCGGCCUUCCGGACCGUGCAGGAGGCCCUGCUGCACUACUGCCAGCUCCACCAGCAGGGGGCGCCCUCCGGGCCGGCCAAACGGCAGGAGGCGGGCCGCGACGCGGAGGAGUCCCCCGCCAAGAGGCGGAGACAGGGGGGCGGGGGCGGGGCCACCGCCUGGGCCUGCGAGUGCGGGCUGAGCUUCCCCGAGGAGGCCGCCGCCCGCAGGCACCUGCUGGCGGCCAAUCAGAUCUUCCACAGGUGCGGCGUGUGCGGGAAGGAGAUGGGCGAGGCCGCCAUCGCCCGGCUGCACAUGAGCCGUUUCCACGGCGGCGCCCACCUCUCCAACUUCCUGUUCCGGUGCCGGCGCUGCGGGACGGACGCGCCCCGGGAGGAGGACGUCCUGGCGCACGUGCGGGACGCCCACGCGGGACACACCUUCUACCGCGAGCGGGAGGCCCCGCCCGCCCCCGCCCCUGUCCCAGGACCGCCUACACCCGCCAAGCCCCCCUCCCUAGCAAAGGCCACGCCCGCCAAGCCCCCCUCCUCCCCGGCGGAUGCUGCAGCCACCGAACCGGCGGGGCCCUCGGGCGGCGGGCGGGGCCGGGGGCGGGGCCAGGGGCGGGGCUGGCUCUGCCGGAUGUGCGAGGACGUGUUCGGCUCGGAGGCGGAGGUGCGGGCGCACUGCGGGGACGUGGGGGCGCACAGCUUCCACAAGUUCCUGUGCGGCAAGUGCGGCCAGCGCUUCUUCAAGGCGCCCACGCUGGCGCGGCACUGCCAGCUGCAGCACGCCGGCCGCUCGGACCCGCGCCGCUUCUGCGGGCUCUGCAACGGCAUGCAGCUGGACUCCGAGGAGGACUUCCUGCGCCACUACCGCAGCCUGCACGCCCGCGACUACUGCCGCCUGGAGGAGGAGCCGGAGGAGGAGGAGGAGGAGCAGGAGGAGGAGGCGGGGCCCGGAGAGACCGGCCCCUCCCUUGCGGGCGCGCCCGGCCUCCCGGCCGAGCUCCUCUGCCCCUGCAUGGGCGCGGAGGAGGGCGGGGCCGACCAGAAGGCCGCCUUCACCCGCUGCAUGAGGCGCCUGGCGGGGGAGGGCCUGUGCUCCUACGCCUGCCCCCCCUGCGGCCUGCGCACCCCCCACUACCUGCUGGCCAAGGAGCACGCGCGCCUCCGGCACGGCUCCCCGGGGAAACGCGUGCGCGUGCUCUGCGGUUCCUGCCCGGAGAGCGCCGCCGACGUGCCCAGCUUCCACAGCCACUUCCACGCUCGCCACUGCCCCCUGGAGCCCUGCGCCAGCCUGCGCGGGCCGGGCCGCGCCCACGCCGACGCCGGGGACGGCCUCAGGGUGCUGAAGGCCGAGGAGGUCUCCCUGGAAACGAAAGCGGAAGAAUUUGAGGAGGUGAAACGUGCUGUUGCUCUGAGCGUGGAGGAGCCUGAGAGGGGAGCAGAGGAGUCCGGGAGGGGAGCAGAGGAGACCGGGAGGGGAGCAGAGGAGUCCGGGAGGGGAGCAGAGGGCGACAGUGAGGAAUGCGACGAGGAUCUGAAGCGCGCUCUGGCCCUGAGCGCGGAGGAGGCGCAGGAGCAGGCGGAGGGGGAGAGAGAGAUGGAAGAAGCAUUACAGAGAAGCCUUCUGGAAUUUUGACUGGGACAUUUCAAGGAACUUAAAAAUAAUGAAUCUCUUGAGUCAUUUGUAAUCAAUAAAUGUUAAAUAACUGCUGGCCUUUGAUAAAAAGUUAUUGUAAAUAAAAUAAAAACGCAAAGAGGGCAGAAGCAGUACUGUAUUUUUCGGUUCAAUAAAGUUUAUCAGCGGUCAUAG